This is a messenger RNA of Acaromyces ingoldii, 1683 nucleotides long. RefSeq lists its product as hypothetical. The coding region runs from base 1 to 1683 and encodes 560 amino acids. NCBI's taxonomy places the organism in Eukaryota, Fungi, Basidiomycota, Exobasidiomycetes, Exobasidiales, Cryptobasidiaceae. The record is from RefSeq and is a predicted model, not a curated record. The transcript is spliced from 4 exons.
AUGGGCAAGAAAACUCCACCGGUGUCGCCCACCAUUUCGAGUGGCGACCAGUCGAGCGCGUCGAGCACCGAAAAGACGCCGACUACGUCCCUGUCGUCUUUGUCGCCCGGUGCUGACAGUGCCAGCAUUCUAGAUCCAGUCAAUGCCAAGGUUGAGAUGGUUGACGACGAGGUCGGCGAAGUGUUUCAUCCGCCCAUUGUCUUGGAGAUCACAGAAGAAGACAAGGACAAUGGGAUGCAUGGGGCCUCGAUUCUGCUCGAGACUGGUCCAUUGACAGGUGACUUGGAAGCCAUUGGCGCACAAUCUUGCCACCAGGUCAUCGAGACGAACACAACAAGUUGGGAGAAGGGCGACAAGGCGACAAGCAAGCAACCCGUCCCCUUUGGCAACCUUAGUGAUGCGAUUCCAAGCAGAACCAAUGUUGCCAUGACUGCGCAGCAACCUGUCUCGCCUCCUGUGAUCGGCCAAAUUAUAAGGACGUCCUCGGUCUCGCCCGACACCAAGCUGUGGAAAACGCCACGGGGAUACAAGCGUUAUCGAUCGACAGACACUGACGAGUGUUGCUGCGAAGACGAAGAGGGAAAGAGAGACAGUGUCGACGAUGAUGACGACGGCUCAGCAGAAGAGGCUUCGGUCUCGUCCAAGACAGCGAGGCGCAAGAAUGGAAAAGAAAAGCUCGUCGAUUGCCCUGACCAGGACGAAAACUCUGCAAAAGCUGCAUUGAACCGGCAUCUACAGCAAUCGAUGAUGGGCGUCGACCCAAAGUUGCUUGAAAGUGUCUGGUCUGCCAUUCCUUCCGAUGUUGAACGAGGCGUCGGAUCAAUGCUGGCAGCAAUCCAGAGCGAGAACCAGAACGAUGCCGAAUCCGAAUGUGCAGACUCGGACGACUUCAAAGACGUUGCAGAAGAUGAGCUGAGCGACGAUGGGUCUCAAGUCUCCGAAGCUGGGUCUUCGCAAAUUCAAGGUGCAGCCAACGAAGCUGCGCUGCCCCUAUCGAGACGAGUCGCCCCCAUGCGUGGCUUUGAAGGAGAGCAUAUGUGGAUCACAACGCUGCCUCGCGGCCUUCCCGUACCACUCUGCAGGCCUGGUCUAGGCCUGUUUCCAGACUGGCUUCAUCCAGCCUUUCACGUUGCCUCCGCGGAUGGGCAGCCUCGUCCCUCACCCAAGCUCCUCGAGAUGUUUAUCGAACGGUAUCUCGGCUCCUUUGACAAUUUUUCCUCGUUUCAAGAAUUUGACGAGGGGCUGCAAGAUCUGCUGCCCACGGUCUGGGAGGAGAUCAAUGGGCAGAUUGUGCGAUACGCAGCCGCCGUCGGAAUUGCGGACGCCAUCAGAGCUCUCGAGGACGAAAGGGCAGAUUAUGCCAUCUGGGGUACGGCACGCUUUGCCGUGCUGGAAGCGACCGUGUGGGAUAGCGAAUCGUCGGAAGGCGGCAGGCCAAUGGAGCCCCACGAACUCACAGAGAGGGACAGGCGCGAGUGGGAGAAUCGGCUUGCGCUGUGUAAGAGCAGACAAGAGGCAAUUGAUGUGACAGAGGCGGUCUUUGGACCACUGAGGUCCGUCCCAUUCCACCACCGUCCGAGGAUCAGACUGAGCAGCCUCUGGAAGCGGUUCUGCGAGUGCCGCAUUUGCAGGAGAAGCCGCAAGCGCGCUAAGCUCAGCUUGGGAGAGAGUGAAGACAACUAG